GCUGUUUUUGUGGGGCGGUUGCCAUUUUUUUUCACGCCUGCGCAGUUAAAUGUUGUGAUUUUAACAGUAGCAACAUGUCUGCCUCCAUGGUGCGAGCGACCGUCCGAGCGGUCAGCAAAAGAAAGAUAUUGCCUACAAGAGCCGCACUGACGUUGACUCCAUCAGCUGUAAACAAGAUCAGGUCUUUGUUGCAGAACAAGCCAGAAUAUAUCGGUUUGAAGGUCGGGGUGAGGACACGUGGCUGUAAUGGACUGACUUACACAUUGGAUUACACCAAGGAGAAAGACAAAUCUGAUGAGGAAGUGUUGCAGGAUGGUGUGAGGGUAUUCAUAGAAAAGAAGGCUCAGUUGACUCUUCUGGGAACUGAGAUGGACUUUGUGGAGUCAAAGCUGUCCAGUGAAUUUGUCUUCAACAAUCCCAACAUCAAGGGAACAUGUGGCUGUGGAGAAAGCUUCAACAUAUGAGCAUCAGGGAGUCUCUGUCCUCCCUGCACCCUUACUGCUCCAAACCCUGUCCCGCCCGCAAAGUCUGAGAGACUGAAUAUUGAUGAGGGAGUUGGACACGAGGAAAUCUCUCAGAUGUGGACGUGCCUGCAUUUCCUGCCACUGCUCUUCCUGAAUACCACUCGUAUACGCACACUCAUGAAGCCCAAGUAUGCUAAUGCGCAGAGGAAGGCUUUAAUACAGUCAGCUUAGUUAAAACUAUCUCAGCAUUUUGAUUUUAGGGUCAGAUACCUCUGAAAAAGACAGCAUUUCUUCUCCUUUACUCUGCAUUUAAAAAAAAAACAAACUCAAAAGCAGAGUUGUUUUUUUUUUUUAAAAUUAAGUCACUGGCUAACAUCUCACAACUAUACGCACAAUUUUUUCAGUAAGAUUUCACUGUGACUUGUAUGCAGGAGGAAAUGGUGCAACAUGAUAUGUUCACCAAGCUGAAAGGUGGUCAAGUUGAAGCUGAUAAAGCUAAGAGGCUGAAGCACGAUACAAUACUUCUUCUGAUUUCAGUCUGAAUCUGUUCACCGUAGACAUCAAGAUCGACAUCAUCAACACUUUCAGACAGUGUGCUGUCAUCCACUGUCAUGUACCAGUAGUAUGCAAAGGUGGAAGCAUUGGAGUAUCUUGAAACUGCUUUAUUGGUUUGUAUAAGUAUAUAUUUAUCUCUGUGUGUAAAUAUAAGGAAUGUAAAUCUCCCUUGAACCACACAAACGCACAAAAAACAAACAAAAAAAAAAAACACGCACCAAACAUGUAUCCUUCACAUAAGAGUACAUGGGUUUUAUGUUGGAUUCUUUUUGCUUAAUCAAAGCUAAGAGUUUGUAUAGACUGUGUGCUCUUAAGAUUUGUAACCUGUGCAAUAUGUCUGUGUACAUACGAAAUAAUAAAUCCUGUAAUGUGA
Scatophagus argus is the source of this 1392-nucleotide messenger RNA. It is a transcript of the gene isca1, whose product is annotated as iron-sulfur cluster assembly 1. Gene Ontology annotation, biological process: iron-sulfur cluster assembly. The record is from RefSeq and is a predicted model, not a curated record. Lineage: Eukaryota; Metazoa; Chordata; Actinopteri; Scatophagidae. The transcript is spliced from 4 exons. Gene Ontology annotation, cellular component: mitochondrion; cytoplasm. Bases 75 to 464 code for a protein of 129 amino acids. Gene Ontology annotation, molecular function: 2 iron, 2 sulfur cluster binding.